Molecule: messenger RNA, 756 nt
Organism: Conger conger (European conger)
Lineage: Eukaryota; Metazoa; Chordata; Actinopteri; Anguilliformes; Congridae
Product: general transcription factor II-I repeat domain-containing protein 2A-like
Source: RefSeq, a predicted model, not a curated record
AUGUCUUUGUCAAAAAAGAGAAAAGUAGACACAGAGUGUAAAGUUUUCCAAGAAAAAUGGACAAUAUUAUUCACAGAGGUGAAUAUGAAACCUGUGUGCUUGUUGUGUACAAAACAAGUUUCAGUGCUCAAGGAAUAUAACAUUCGGCGCCACUAUGAGACUCAUCAUGGCGAAAAAUACAACAGCUUGCAAGGACAACUGAGAAGAGAGAAGAUAAAUGAAUUGUUAGCGGGUCUGAAGAAACGGCAAUCUGUUUUUACCCGUAGCCGAGAGGUCAGUGAUGCAGCAGUGAAAGCUAGCUACGUUAUUGCUAGCGAAAUAGCGUUAGCAUCAAAGCCAUAUUGUGAGGUUGAGUUCGUGAAAACAUGCAUUCUGAAGGCUGCAGAAAUUGUGUGCCCUGAGAAGCGACAGGCUUUUACCAACAUUAGCCUGACGAGGAACACUGUGGCAGAUAGGAUUUCAGAUCUUUCGUCAGAUGUGGAAGGCCAAAUGAAGCACGCAGUCAAGUCAUUUGUUGCAUUUUCGGUAGCAAUUGAUGAGAGCACUGACAUUACAGAUGUUGCUCAACUGGCCAUAUUCAUUUGUGGUGUUGAUGAGACUUUGACAGUCACCGUCACCGAGUUCCUUGAGUUGGUGCCGUUCACGGACACCACAACAGCGGAUUACAUUUUCAGCUCUCUCAUUGGAGCGCUGGACAGGGUCGGAGUGGACUGGUCAAUGAUCGGGAAAAAAGCAGGUGUUGUGACAAAAUUCUGA